CCAUGCAAACAUCCGGUGGAUUCUAGUAGAAUCGGUAGAAACGAAACACAGCAGCUUCAUGUCCACUCUGCUUUGUUGCCGACAAUAAUUUCCCACACACUUGUCACGGAGCUGAUUCUGAAAAGUGUCAGUAUGUCCGUGUCGGCUGCACAUGUCUGUGGGGCCCCCGGCGGAGUCCCCUGUCCGCCACAGACUGUACCGUAGGCCUGUAUGCGUCCUACAGAUGGAGGGCGGCUGGCUGGUCUCCGAACGGGAGGACAUCGCUUCGUACUUUGCUGACCAAACUCCUAACUCUAAAAUAACUGAGGUGUGCCAGGAGUUUUCCACCGUGAGAAAAGUUCGUGGCGAUGGGAACUGUUUCUACAGAGCCUUUUCCUUCGCGUUCUUGGAAUCUGCCAUACAGAACUCAAGAGGAUUACAGGGGUUAAUUGAGAUUAUGCAGAGCCCUAAUGAUUUGUCUUGUGCUGGGUUUGAUGAGAGAUGCUACAAGGACCACCUAUCAAAAGUCAUGAAUGUUUUGGAGCAGUGUCAGUCUGAUGGAAGAGUGGAAACUCUUUACAGACUGUUUAACCAGCCAUCCACUUCUGACAGUAUGGUCCAGUAUCUCCGCCUCAUCACAUCUGCACACCUGCAAAUCCAUGCAGAUUUCUUUAGCAACUUUGUGGUGGCACCCAAUCUCCAGGCCUACUGCCAUCAGGAAGUAGAAGUCAUGGCAAUGGAGUGUGACCAUGUGGACAUCCAGGCAUUGUCACAAGCUUUGAAUGUGAGCAUUCACAUUGUGUCAAUGGAGGGCGAUGAACAAAAGCUCGUUCACCACAUUAUUCCAGAAGGUGCUGAGCCAUCUGUGCACCUCCUUUAUCAAACGUCACAUUAUAAUAUCAUCUACCCACGAACUUAAGCUGGACCAACCAUUCAGUGUGCCUUUGUUAAACUCAGGAAUAAAGACUAUGCAAUAAAAAGCCAGAACAAAGAGGAUCAAGGUAUUAUAGUUUUUAGUAUUAAAAUAAUUACAUAAUAACAAACUUUGUUAACAAAGUGAACACAGAAUGUUACUUUUUCUUUUCUUUUUUUGGUUUCCGGUUUCUUUUUUGUGAAAGACCUUUUUUAACUUUCUGUUUACUCUUUUGCAUUAACACUCUGCUUAGUGCACUUUGAGUCCCUGGCACAGUGAUCUGUUUCAGAGCCAGUUUGCCCAUUUGAGUGGGAUACUUGGUCUUCAUCACAUUCUUGAACACAGGCUGAGAGAUCAACUGCUUCAGGUGCUUUUUCAUGCCUUUCACCAUUCUCUGCUGCUGGACAUCAGCAUGCUCGUCAUUUGAUUUACCUGACAAAAUACAUCAUUAUUUUAAUUAUGAAAUAGGUGUAAUGCUUUUUAGUAGAAUAGAUCAAAGUUGGCUGGUCUUACCAAUUAAAAGGUCUUCAUCAAGAUCUACCUCGAGAGCUUCUGCAGCUUGUCUGAACCAGGAGUCGUGCUUUUUCUCCCUGCUGUUGUGAAACUCAAUACUUUCUAUUCUUCUGGCCAAAUCUACCCGCUCCUACGUGGCACAUAUGAGAAACUUACUGUUACAUGAAAUAUUACAUAUGCAAAUUGGACCCACUGUUCAUGUCUUACCCUGAUAGCUUGCAUGCAUUGCAUCUCUAUGGGAAACAUAGGAAGGUCUUCAUCCUUCCCAAGAGUUCUGAAAAUCUUUUUGAAGUUCAACAUGUCAUCAGGGCCAAUCAGCAACAAACACAGGCCCUCUUUGGCUGCCCGGGCUGUUCGGCCACUGCGAUGGACAUAGGUUUCAGAUGUCCUGGGAACCUGAUGCCAAUACAAAAAAUAGCAUUACUAUAUUUAAUAUGACGCUAUGUAUUUGUUUCUUAAUUAAUCUGUAAUUGAUCUGUAUUUAUGUAAUUAAUACAAUAAAUGAGUAACAAAAUA
This is a messenger RNA of Boleophthalmus pectinirostris (great blue-spotted mudskipper), 1921 nucleotides long. Its product is annotated as ubiquitin thioesterase OTUB2-like. Gene Ontology annotation, cellular component: nucleus. Bases 152 to 898 code for a protein of 248 amino acids. Lineage: Eukaryota; Metazoa; Chordata; Actinopteri; Gobiiformes; Gobiidae. Gene Ontology annotation, biological process: negative regulation of double-strand break repair; protein K48-linked deubiquitination. The record is from RefSeq and is a predicted model, not a curated record. The transcript has 5 exons. Gene Ontology annotation, molecular function: ubiquitin binding; cysteine-type deubiquitinase activity.